Messenger RNA from Aspergillus pseudoviridinutans, 1596 nucleotides. Its product is annotated as putative PTR family peptide transporter. Lineage: Eukaryota; Fungi; Ascomycota; Eurotiomycetes; Eurotiales; Aspergillaceae. Gene Ontology annotation, cellular component: plasma membrane; fungal-type vacuole. The record is from RefSeq and is a predicted model, not a curated record. The transcript has 7 exons. The coding region runs from base 1 to 1596 and encodes 531 amino acids. Gene Ontology annotation, molecular function: tripeptide transmembrane transporter activity; dipeptide transmembrane transporter activity. Gene Ontology annotation, biological process: transmembrane transport; oligopeptide transport.
AUGGACGCUUCAGCCAAAGAGGACCAAGCUGAAAAAGGACAAGCAGCAUACAUUGCUCCAUUGUCCACAGCGCCAGACAGCGAAGCAGCGACUGAAGACGAAGUCCGGGAGCUAGAACAUGUCGCAGCAAGAGUGCCAGCGCGGGUUUGGCUUGCUGCAACGAUUGCAAUGGCAGAGCGGUUUGGGUACUAUGGCACACAGAGUCUCUUCCAAAACUAUCUCCAGAAUAGCCCAGGGGACCUCAUACCCGGCGCGAUGGGGUUAGGGAAGUCUCGCGCUACCACGGUUAAUUUGGCUUUCACGGUUGUGGUGAAUCUGUUGCCAUUGCCAGCGUCAAUCCUGGUCGACGGACGUUUAGGAAGAUAUAAGGCUUUGCAGAUCUUCACUGGAAUCUACGCUCUGGGAUCUGCAAUCUUGUUGGGCACUUCAUUUCCCUCGGAGAUGAAAAGCGGCGUUGCUCUUAUAGGGUUUAUUCUGGGAAGUAUUCUAAUUGCUGUGGGACUUGGAGGUGUUCAGGCUUCAGUCCAGCCUUUUGUUGCGGACCAAUAUACAGAGCACACGAUGCGGAUAAGAAUCGGAAAGAACGGCCAGCGGGUGGUAGAAAGUCGCGAACUGACCAUCCAGUACAUCUACAAUGUUUACUAUUGGAUGGUGAAUGUCGGUUCACUUGGAAGCAUUGCUACCACCUUGAUGGAGAAGUAUAUUGGCUUCUGGUCUGCGUAUCUGCUGGACCUGUGUGCCGUGGUACUUGCCGUGGUGAUUGUCCAUUUAGCGAGACCAAAGUUCGUGCAUCCUGUCCCACAAGGGUCUGUUCUUCCCCGUGCAGCACGCUGUCUAUGGUAUGCUGCCCGCGGUGGAUUCAGCCUGGACGCUGCUCGGCCAGAGUACCAGUUAGAGAAGCACAAGCGAGUGGUGCCAUGGGAUAAGGAAUUUAUUUCUGAGCUUCGAGGAGCGCUCUCUGCAUUCAAAAUCUGCAUUGGAUGGCCCAUUUUCUGGGUAUGCAUGGGACAAGGUGCUCAAGUCUCCAUCUCACAAGCCGGACAGAUGGAAACUCACGGGAUCCCCAAUGACCUUAUCAAGUCAUCGAACCCGAUCGCCUACGUGAUCUUUGGUGUGCUUGUCCAAAAACAGCUCUAUCCAUUCCUCCGACGACACAAAAUCCACUUCAGCCCCGUCAACCGCAUCAGUCUGGGAUUCUUCAUCAUGUCAAUGGCCAUGGCGUAUUCUGCAGUUGUACAGGCAAUCAUCUAUCGCUCCGGUCCCUGCUACUCCCAUCCACUGUCAUGCGCUGCGUCGGGCGGCCGCAUCCCUAACCAAGUGCAUGUCCUGCUUCAGCUGCCGACUUUCGUGAUCAUCGCGCUGGCCGAGGUGUUUUGCUGGCCGACUGGAUCAGAGUACACGUAUUCGCAUGCCCCAAAGAGCAUGAAGUCGAUUCUGCAGGCGUGCUAUAUCAGCACCGCCGGAGUAGGAUAUCUGCUAGGGAUGGCUUUGUCGCCUCUGGCUAGGGAUCCUUUACUUGUGGUGCUCUGGUCUGUAACGGCCGGGAUGAUGUUCCUGACGGCCUGCGCUUUUCGUAUCGCAUUCCGCAGAUACUAG